Messenger RNA from Xyrauchen texanus (razorback sucker), 7591 nucleotides. RefSeq names its product disco-interacting protein 2 homolog A-like. The transcript is spliced from 39 exons. The coding region runs from base 346 to 5115 and encodes 1589 amino acids. Gene Ontology annotation, cellular component: cell surface. The record is from RefSeq and is a predicted model, not a curated record. NCBI's taxonomy places the organism in Eukaryota, Metazoa, Chordata, Actinopteri, Cypriniformes, Catostomidae.
CUCUACUGCAAUGGCGAUGGCGGCGCAUUGAAGAGCGGAGUUGGGCGAGUUUCCCUUUGUUUUACAGAGAAUUAAAAGGAAACCUUUAGUCAUGCACAGCGAGCCAGUGCUGAAUCCGGCGUGAAGAAGGGAGUAGCUCUUGCAUUUGUACAUUUUACCUCAGGUGGUCGGAGCUGUCGGGCUGUAAAAGCAAACAGCAGCCUAUAUGCAACCGCCCCGAAUACUUCUCACAUCUGCAUGCGAUAAGCGAGUAGCUCGCGUGUAUCCACCGACCAGCUCAUCUGAGCCACAACAAACCCUCUGUCCGGUGCGGACCUGGAUCUACCUGACUCCACCGGGAACAUUAUGGCAGAACGCAAUUCCACCGGAUUACUCAUGAUGAUGUUGGAGCCGUCACCGGCGAUCGCGAUGACUCUCCCAGCGGAGGUGCGCGAGAAGCUGGCGGAGCUCGAGCUGGAGCUCUCCGAGGGUGACAUCACACAGAAAGGCUAUGAAAAGAAAAGAGGGAAAUUGUUGGCACCCUACAUACCACAGAUACAAGGUGUAGAUCCCUCUCUGCAGAUAGAGCACAGGAUCCAGACAUCACACGUGGUUCCUCCAGGCUCUAAACAGAACAAGUCCAGGGCGGCUGCCUCAAGGGAUGAGCGCUUCCGAUCAGACCUGCACACAGAAGCAGUACAAGCAGCCCUGGCAAAAUAUAAAGAGAGAAAGAUGCCGAUGCCCUCAAAGAGACGCUCUGUUCUAGUGCAGUCCUCAGUUGAAGCAUGCACACCUCCAGACACCUCCUCCGCAUCAGAAGACGAGGGCUCGCUGCGCCGGCAGGGACAGAUUGCCUCCUCGUCUCCUUAUCAGGCCCACCCUAGCGUAGAGCACUGGUUUAACAGAGUCAUCCAGGGCUCGUCCACAUCAUCAUCUGCAUCCUCUACCUCUUCCCACCCUGGAGGGAGAAACCACCACGCCACAAACACCACCUCUGCCUCAGCCGCUACAGUACUGGCCGACCUCAUGGCACACACCCAGCUAGACAACCACAGCGCCCCCCCAGAUGUGACAGGCCUGUCGGUGCACUCUGUGCAUGCGGAGCGUCCACAUGUGGCAUCAGUGCGAGGGAUUCCACGUGGAUACACACACACCGGUGUCAUGGAGACCGCUGACGGCGUUCCAGUCAACAGUCGAGUGUCAUCUAAGAUUCAGCAGCUCCUAAACACACUGAAAAGGCCAAAGAGACCCCCUUUACGAGAGUUCUUCGUAGAUGAUUUUGAAGAACUUUUGGAUGUCCAGCAUCCAGAUCCAAACCAGCCCAAGCCGGAGGGGGGUGAGAUGAGAGCCCUGGAUGGGGAGCCGCUGGGUGUGGUCACGAACUGGCCCCUGUCAUUACUGGCUUCCCUGCAGCGCUGGGGCACGACACAUUCCAAGAGCCCCUGCCUCACCUCACUGGACAACGCUGGCAAACCCGUCUACACACUCACAUAUGGGAAGUUGUGGACUCGAAGUCAGAAACUGGCCUUCACGCUGCUGAAUAAACUGAGCACUAGGAAUGAACCACUAUUGCGGCCUGGAGACAGAGUUGCACUUGUAUUCCCCAACAAUGAUCCUGUGAUGUUUAUGGUGGCGUUUUAUGGAUGCCUCCUGGCAGAACUGGUGCCCGUGCCCAUAGAGGUGCCACUCACUCGAAAGGAUGCAGGCAGUCAGCAGGUGGGAUUUCUGUUGGGCAGCUGUGGGGUCACUCUCGCCCUGACCACUGACGCCUGUCAAAAGGGUUUGCCCAAAGCACAGACCGGAGAGGUCGUCACCUUUAAGGGUUGGCCACGAUUGUUGUGGUUUGUUACUGAUGGAAAGCAUGUUGUGAAGCCCCCUAAAGACUGGCAUCCUCAAAUAAGAGAUGCCAGCAAUGAAAUAGCAUACAUAGAGUAUAAGACGUGUAAGCAGGGCAGUACCAUGGGCAUCACCGUGUCUCACUCAGCUAUGCUGUCUCACUGUCAUGCGCUCACACAGGCCUGUGGCUACACAGAAGGUGAGAUCAUAACAAAUGUUCUGGACUUCAAACGAGAUGCUGGUCUAUGGCACGGGGUCCUUACGAGUGUGAUGAACCGAAUGCACGUGAUCAGCAUCCCGUACUCGCUGAUGAAGGUCAACCCACUCUCCUGGAUCCAGAAAGUUCACACUUAUAAAGCGCGUGUAGCAGUGGUGAAGUCCAGGGACAUGCACUGGUCACUUUUAGCCCAGCGGGAUCAGAGAGACAUCAGUCUUAGCUCUCUCCGCAUGCUCAUCGUUGCUGAUGGAGCCAACCCAUGGUCUAUUUCCUCCUGCGAUGCCUUCCUAAACGUAUUUCAGGCCCGUGGGCUUAGGCCAGAGGUGAUUUGCCCAUGUGCAAGUUCUUCUGAGGCCAUGACUGUCGCCAUCCGCAGGCCUCCAGAGAUGGGCGUUCCUCCUCCGGGUAAAGCAGUGCUGUCUAUGAGUGGUCUUAGUUAUGGAGUGAUCCGAGUGGACACAGAGGAGAAACUCUCCGUCCUCACUGUCCAGGAUGUUGGACAGGUCAUGCCUGGAUCCCUGGUGUGUGUAGUUCGGUUAGAAGGAAAACCGUAUCUGUGUCAAAUGGAUGAGGUUGGUGAAAUCUGCGUGAGCUCAAGCAGUACAGGCAUCUCUUACUAUGGCCUGCCAGGAAGGACCAAGAAUGUCUUUGAGACCAUUCCAGUGACAGCAUCAGGAGCUCCUAUAAGUGACAGACCCUUCACGCGCACAUCUCUGCUGGGCUUUAUUGGGCCGGAUAAUCUGGUGUUUGUGGUAGGGAAGAUGGAUGGACUGAUGGUGGUGAGUGGACGGAGACAUAACGCAGAUGACGUGGUGGCCACAGCACUGGCAGUGGAGCCCAUGAAGUUUGUCUACAGAGGAAGGAUUGCAGUGUUCUCAGUAUCUGUGCUGCAUGAUGAACGCAUUGUUGUGGUGGCAGAACAGAGACCUGACGCAUCAGAGGAGGACAGCUUCCAGUGGAUGAGUCGCGUACUGCAGGCUAUAGACAGCAUCCAUCAGGUAGGAGUAUACUGUUUGGCUCUGGUGCCUGCUAACACAUUACCCAAAGCCCCUCUGGGCGGCAUUCACAUCUCAGAGACCAAACAGCGCUUCCUGGAGGGAGCCCUGCACCCCUGCAACGUUCUCAUGUGCCCUCACACCUGCGUCACCAACCUGCCCAAACCUAGACAGAAGCAACCGGGCACAGAUGUGGGGCCUGCUUCCAUGAUAGUUGGAAACCUGGUGGCAGGAAAGAGGAUCGCACAGGCCUGUGGAAGAGACGUAUCACAGCUGGAAGACAAUGAUCAGUUCCUGUAUAUGCAGGAUGUUUUGCAGUGGAGGGCUCAGGCCACUCCAGAUCACCCACUGUUUCUUCUGCUCAACGCCAAGGGCACUGUGGCCAGCACUGCCUCCUGUGUACAGCUGCACAAGCGGGCAGAGCGUGUGGCCGUAGCGCUGAUGGAGAGGGGCCGGCUCAACACUGGAGACCAUGUAGCACUUGUUUAUCCUCCUGGUAUUGACCUGAUUGCCACUUUCUAUGGCUGUCUGUACGCCGGCUGUGUUCCCGUCACUGUCAGGCCUCCACACCCACAGAACUUAACCACUACCCUUCCAACUGUUAAAAUGAUUGUUGAGGUCAGUAAGUCUGUGUGUAUUCUGACAACACAAGCAAUAAUGAAACUACUGAAAUCUAAAGAGGCAGCGGCAGCCGUGGAAAUUAAAUCGUGGCCGCUGAUCUUAGACACAGAUGAUCUCCCUAGAAAGAGAAUUCCUCAGAUCUACAAACCACCUACUCCAGAGAUGUUAGCCUACCUGGACUUCAGUGUUUCUACCACAGGAAUACUUGCUGGGGUCAAGAUGUCCCAUGCUGCCACCAGUGCCUUGUGUCGUUCUAUUAAGCUACAGUGUGAGCUGUACCCCUCUCGACAGAUCGCCAUCUGUCUGGAUCCCUACUGUGGCCUGGGCUUUGCCCUCUGGUGUCUCUGCAGUGUAUACUCAGGCCAUCAGUCAAUACUGGUUCCUCCUCUGGAGCUGGAGAGCAAUGCAUCUGUUUGGCUGUCUGCUGUCAGUCAGUAUAAAGUUAGAGUGACGUUCUGCUCAUACUCUGUCAUGGAGAUGUGUACCAAAGCCCUGGGCUCACAGACUGAAGCUCUGCGGUUAAGGAAUGUUAAUCUGUCGUGUGUACGGACCUGCAUGGUGGUGGCAGAGGAGCGUCCCCGCACUACACUCACUCAGUCCUUCUCUAAGAUCUUCAAAGACCUGGGCAUGUCCCCACGUGCCAUCAGCACCACCUUUGGCUGCAGGGUCAAUGUGGCCAUUUGUCUUCAGCCCAAUAGGCUGGGCAAUUUGGCAGAGCAGGGCACCGCUGGACCAGACCCCACCACAGUGUAUCUAGACAUGAGAGCCCUUCGCCAUGACAGGGUUCGAUUAGUUGAGAGAGGCUCACCACACAGUCUGCCACUAAUGGAAUCUGGGAAGAUUCUGCCUGGAGUGAAGGUUAUAAUUGCCAAUACAGAAACCAAAGGUCCAUUGGGAGAUUCUCACCUGGGAGAAAUCUGGGUGAGCAGCCCCCAUAAUGCCACAGGAUAUUAUACUGUUUAUGGGGAGGAGGCGUUACACGCUGACCACUUCAGCACCAGACUGAGCUUCGGUGACACACAGACAGUGUGGGCUCGCACUGGAUAUCUUGGCUUCUUACGUCGCACAGACCUUACAGACGCCAGUGGAGAGCGCCAUGAUGCAUUGUAUGUGGUUGGAUCUCUUGAUGAGACUCUAGAGCUGCGGGGAAUGCGUUAUCAUCCCAUUGAUAUUGAAACGUCUGUGAUAAGGUCACACAAGAGCAUUUCAGAGUGUGCUGUGUUCACAUGGACUAAUCUAUUGGUGGUUGUCGUGGAACUCGAGGGCUCAGAACAAGAAGCUCUGGAUCUUGUGGCACUGGUGACUAAUGUGGUGCUGGAAGAGCACUAUCUUAUAGUGGGGGUUGUUGUGGUGGUCGACCCUGGAGUCAUUCCCAUCAACUCCAGAGGUGAAAAGCAGCGCAUGCACUUGCGGGAUGGCUUCCUCGCCGACCAACUGGAUCCGAUAUACGUGGCCUACAACAUGUGAGAAUGUCUAACAUGGAGGAACAGAACCAGAUGCCAGAAAAAUCUGCAUAUGCAAACAUGUACAUUUACAUAAGGGAAGGGAAGAAGAGUUACAGUGAAAGUCUGGAUGGACAGCCUUGCCUCUUUACUUUCUCUUCCACAAACAUGAAGAGUCCUUGAUGGAGCUAUGCAGUUUAUUUUUUUAUAUCAAUCUGUCAGAAUGCCUUGAACAUAAAACUUUAACUCCAGUGUGUCAGGGCAAAAGACUGCAAAGACGAUUUCAUCUCCUGAUUUCUUGUGUGGCAUAACUAUGAGUUUUUAUCCAAGCACACUUGUUCUGCACAUACAACACAAACUGGUGUAGAAUGUUCCUUGUGUGUUAUGAGGACUGGCCCAGUUGGGCAAAGGAGUGCCUGAUGUCAGAAGCAGGAUGCAGAGUCCAGGAGCAGUAUGCAGAUCUUCAUUUUUAUUACAAGGGUGUUUCAAAAUUUGUAAUGCAUUUAAUUUCAUAGCAUUACUAUUGCCAAUAGUGUAGCUGUAAAGAUAAAACACAAACCAAGAGCUCUGAAUUGUUUGUGCUUUUUUUACACACUUAAAGGUGAAGUAUGUAAUUUCUAUGCGACUAGCAUCACCAAAAUAAUUGCCGUUGGUCGGACCUGUCCUUCUCAUAGUCCAGUCAAACAGAUAAUCCUAGCAAAAACUAAUGCAAUUAGUUGAGCUAAUGUUGCUGCGUUGGGUUGGUUGGCAUAUUCAAAUUAACAGAGCAAUUGUUUUGAGCAACAUUGUUUACUCUUUUUCAGGGCAGUCAACCUACAAAUAAACUGCAGUACAGUCAGUUUUCUCUGAAUGUGAAAAUACUUGAGCUACACCUGUCUCUCACAGAAGAGAGAUCCGAUUUUGGUCAAAUAAACCAUGACCUAUAGAUAGUUUAACAGAAAUCUCUUAAAAAAUUUUUUAUAAAAUGACAUCAUUUAAUAUUUCACUAUAUUUUCAGAGUUUGGACACCUACUGGUGGAAUCUCCAAACUCACUGAAUUUAGACUUUGUGCUGAGAUAAGAUGUGAUUUUGAAACACCUUAGUGCAUUGGCCUAUUUUUUAGGAAAAUAGCAAAGUGCGCUUUGUGCCACUUCAUUAGCAUACAAUAAACCCAUAUGAAUAAACUUGUGCUUUGCGGUGGCACGAAAAUUGCACUUAGAAUCAGUGCUCUCAAAACAAUUGGAUAAGACAUAGUCCCGGUCGUUGCGAGUAGUGCUGCGCUUUGCACGAUUAUGAAAAUAGAGCCCACUGUGCUUUACAUUUGCAGGGCAGUAUAGCUGUCUUUACAUAUUAAACUGGCAUACGUUUUUUUAACAUCAAACAAUUACAAACUUCACCUUUAAAAAUGUAUUAAAUCUUUGAUAAAUAUUUUAUUCCUUAAACCAAAAGGCAAUAAUGGGGUUGGAGUUUUUUUUUGAGAAAGCAGUACUGAAAGUGUGCUGUGGAUAUGCUGCUCCACAAAUUCACAAGCAUAUGCAUUCCCCGCUAGUGUUUUAACAUGGGCCUUAAAGUUUUUCAUAUGCACGUGGACCAUUUGUUAUUUUAAUACUGUUUUCCAUUCAUAUUAUGAUGUUUCUUUCAAUUGUCAGCUAGACUGUGCAGGACAGGAAUCAGGGUAAUAAUGAUGAUUAGAUGAAAAGUCUUCUUCAGGUAACCAAGUCCCAAUCUGAUAAAUAUUUCUGUUCAGAUUCACUUUAUAAGAGUUCUUGUCACUUCAGGCCUUUUUUUUUUUUUUUUUAACAGUAUGACAUACCAUUCAUGGCUAGAGUUUAUAUUCCUGCUUCAGAUGAAUGUAAGAAAGUGACAUUUUAGUCUCCUAUGCAUUAUUAUUAUUAUUAUUAUUAUUAUUAUUAUUAUUGAUAAGUAGCCAUUUCUCUUAAUGUAUAAUUAAUUACAAAAGACCAAACAGAUUGGACAUCUAUUUCAGGAAAAAAUGACCACUGCAGGUGAAGGCUUUUAAUGCUUAUUUUCAUUACGGUGUUAAAGCGUGGGGAAAAUUGCUUGUAUUUGUUCAGACACACUGUACACUGCGCUGGCCAGCACUGUAAAGACCACUUCUAACAAUAUUUGCUUUGUUUUAUUGUGUUCAUUGCUUAAAGGACAGGCAGCAAGACUGCUGUAAUUAUGUACAGAAUUUGUGUAAUAACUUAUUACUGGGAUUCCAGAAACCCGUGAACACUUUUCGCAUUGUUUUUGCAGCGUGGAGGAAACUAGACACUGCUCAAAUCAAAGCUUAAUUUCUUGACCAAACAGUAAGGGGAGCAACAUUAGCCCCCAUUCACGUGAGACUUGUGAAAGGUGAGACUGGUUUUGCUGCAAGGAUUGUAAAGCACAUACAGCAUCUGUAUCACAGAAUGAUUGUGUGACUAUUAGUGUUCAUUUUUUGUAGUUCUGUUAUUUAGUGAAUAUUUGGUUGACACAGCUUUUCACUUAUGUUAAUAUUUCUUAAUAAAAAAACAUGC